AUAUACAACAAAAGAAGCCUCAUUUCUUCGCAACGUCUCUCUAAACAACUCGCCCUGCAUUGCAGGGAGAGCAAAUUAAUAAUUACGUACGCGUAGCCAUUUUUUCGUGGAACAUUCUCCUCCAAAGAAUGACGGAAGAGGUAGUCAGCUCCACAAUCACCACCACCAACAACAACAAUAAUAAAUCUCCGAUCAAUGACAAUAUUGUCAAUCAACCGCAAUUUGUUGUCAAGGAAAAGAAAAAGCAGGGUGCUUUUAGCUUUCUCAAAGCUGCAUCGCUCAAGCUUCGUCGUCGUUCUCUCGAUCUAAAGCAACAAAAAUUUUCCCCGGAAGCGGUGCCCCCUGACGAUUCAAAGGGGGAAAAUUGGAAGAAGCUUGUAGGUUCCAUGAGGCCUUUACAUCUCCAAGACAAUCAAUCACCACCGAGUCCUCAUGACCCACUACCACCACCGGUGAAAUCUACAUCACUGCCUGUCGAAUUCAGUGAACAUUUUUCAUCGCCGUACUCUCCAUCCCCAUCAACGUCCUCUGUUGGCACCAUGAGUCAAUAUGCUUCAGCAAAUAAUCUACAAGAACUCUACGGUGAGAACAACAUCAACGACGACAAUGAGGAGGAGGAAGAUCCUGACCAGGUAUUUGAUGCCAUUGGAGGAGAUGACAUGAUUGAUGCAAAGGCAGAGAAUUUCAUUGCUCAAUUUUACGAACAAAUGAGGCUUCAAAAGUGAUUUUGGGCACAUUUAAUCAAACACGUACAAGGCAUGAACGGAACGGAACGUAACAAUCAAAUUAAUUUAAAAUCAUUUUGUAUUAGUAUAAUUUAUUUAAUUUAAGAACUUUUUUUAGCAAAAGGCAUCAUAUUUCAGAAUUAAUGUAGAAAUGUCACUGCCUUUUGCUUUAAUGUCUCUUAGAUCUCUACUGAUUAAUUAGUUCCAAAAAGGAGCUGACUUUUUUUUUUUACGUUACUUGCACUCUGUUUGGAAUCAAGAAAGUACUAGUGAAAGAAAAUCCAAAAUAUUUGAAUUCUUUCAUAAUGUUUGUUCUAAAUGUGCUAAGCAAAAUACGAUGGAUUACAUCGUAAUUAAAGAAUAUGGAU
Messenger RNA from Solanum dulcamara, 1093 nucleotides. RefSeq lists its product as uncharacterized. NCBI's taxonomy places the organism in Eukaryota, Viridiplantae, Streptophyta, Magnoliopsida, Solanales, Solanaceae. The transcript has 2 exons. The coding region runs from base 129 to 725 and encodes 198 amino acids. The record is from RefSeq and is a predicted model, not a curated record.